AUGGCCUCGGGACAAGAGACAAUGCCAAUUCAUUCCGAUAUCGAAGCUGAGAUGACGGCACCCGCAACCCCUCUGAGCUCAGCAGCGCCGUUGGGCAGCGACGACACCGGCAAAGCGAGCCCCGAGUCAUCCAAGGAGAAUGUUCCCGGUGCAGAUGGCAAAAACAGUGUCUCUCCUAAGGCGGCUGUCAAACGUCCAGUGUCGAGUUCCACGAGCUCGACAAAGAGGCCAACUUCAUCCUCUGCUGCAAGCAAGACCGCAUCAUCAACUGUUCGCUCAGGCACCACGGCGAGCUCACUGAGCAAGCCUCCCACAAGGCCCCUGUCGGGUUCCACCACCACUCGCAGACCUUUGAGCAGCUCAACUACCACAUCUCACCGAUCGCGUCCCUCUAUUAGCAGCUCCGCUGACGAGAAAACCCGAUCAAUUGCCAGCUCCGGGGACGAGAAGCGUGGCAUUUCAGGCUCAGCCAAGCGGAUGUCUAUGGUCGGCACUUCCUCCACCCGACCACCAUUGAAGACUUCCUCGACCCUGGAUCGUCGAUCUAGCAUUGCGGGUGCGCCUCUAGAGAAGAAAACCGCACCCUCGACAGUGUCUCGAACCACUUCGAGCUCCACAGUUAAGCCGGUCGGCAAGUUGACAUCAGCGACUGCACCAUCAAGUCGGUCAACACCGUCGACCACCGCCGCCCGUCCAGCAGCUCGGCCCAUCUCCUUGACGGCCAGCACCCGAAGCGUGGCUUCCUCGGUCAGUGACCCAAAGAAGCGCCUGAGCACCAUUGGUGGCACCACGGUUCGAUCUUCCGAGAGCACCGAGAAAGUUCAAGCCCUGCAGACCAAGCUCUCAGAAAGCGAGGAGAUCAUCUCAAAUCUUCAAUCGCAGCUUGAAACUGUGAAUGAAAAGCUAAGCCAGCUGACUAUUGCGAGCGAAGAUGGCGCCAAGGAAGGGGAAGCCGCAGAAGCUGCCAAGGCCAGCCACGCUGGUGAACUUGAGAAGUUGACCUCUGCUCACGCCGAAGAGCUGGAGGCACUCCAAUCACGUCUGAAGCAGGCUGAAGCUCACCGCAAGGAGCUUGAGGAAAAGUUCCAGAAUGAUCUUGACGAGGCCAAACAGUCCGCAAAUGUAAAGGACGAUGAAGAAUUGAAUGCCGUGCUUGCUCAGAAUGAGAGCCUCAAGGCGCAAAUCGAGGAAUUGAACAAGGGCCUUGAGAGAGAUGUUGCUGAGCACAAGACCGCCGCCGAAGCCUUUGAAGAGCAAAUCAAGGUGCUCAAGGCCGACUUGGCGUCCCAGAAAGCGUCUUUGGAGGAAGAAAAAGCCACGGCUAUUGAGAAUCUGCAGAGAGAACUGCAAGGCCGUGAUCAAGUCAUGGAGGAGCUGAUCGCCGCGCACAAGAAGCUGACCGACUCCAAGGAUGAAAAGCUUUCUGCUGAGCAGGAAGCCGCGAAAGAACUUCGAGACCAGAUUCUUUCGCUCGAGACCAAGCUUACCGAAGCGGAGUCGGCCACGAAAGAGAGCUCUCGGGAGACCGACAUAUCUCUGUUGGAGAAAGAGAAGGAAGUCGCCGAGCUGAAGGAAACCCUCGAGAAACUUCGCCAAGAGCUCGAGUCGGCUCGUGACGCUACUGUCGCGGAUCAGGCGGCCAAGGUGAAGGACAUGGAGUCUUCUCAUGAGCUCGCUUUAGCGGCUCUCAAGGCAGAGCAUGAGAACGCUCUGAGCUCCCUCUCCGCGUCGCACGCCGAAGAGCUCACCGUCGCCAAGGCUGCUGCUGAGUCAAGCGGAUCCGAACACUCUCAGCAGCUGGAUGAGCUUCGGGAAUCCUUGGAGGCGUCCAAGGUCGCCGCUCAGGAAGCUCAGGCCCGUGCCAUCGAGGAACUCAAGGCCGCCCAUGAGGCUGAAAUGAAGAAGCUGCAGGAGCAACUCGAAGUUUCACAACGGGCCCUUGACGAAACCCGUCACACUUUGGAAGAAGGCAAAGCAUCCGCCCAGGAAGAUGCUGUUCAUGAAAUCGAUGACCUCCAUCACAAGGUUGAGUCCCUGGAGACGCAACUGUCAACGACCACGAGCGAGAUCAAGGCCCUCCAGGAGGAGAUGCAAGGCAAACAGGCUGAGGCGGAACAGUUGUAUCAGAGUCUGAAGAGAGUUGAGACCGAAGCAAAGUCCAAGGAGGAACAUCAGCAGGCUAUGCUCAAGGAGCGCGAAGCUCAGGUUGAGGCCGCUGAGCAGAAGGCCGCCGAGGCUAUCCGUCUCUUGGAAGAACAAAAGUCCCUGACCACUACUACUUCUGACCAACACGUCCAGGAGCUUGAGACUCUCAGAGCUGCGCAUGUCGCUGAGCUCGAACGCGCUCAACAAGACUCUUCAUCUUCCCACAACAUUGUGUUGAGCGAGCUUCAGCAAAAGUACGAUGAGCUCAGUGCCAGGAAUAAGGAAUUAGAGCAGGGGCACGUCGAGAAAGUGGAGUCCCUGCAGGCUCAGCUGAAGUCUGCCCUGGAACGCCAUGCCACUGAGAUGUCUUCUCUGACCGACGCUCGCGAGUCAGAGCUCGCUGAGCUUCAGAACCAGCACGAGCAGACCAAGGCUACGCUGCAGGCUGAGCUGGAGUCUCUGCGAGCUUCUGAGGGUGCGAACCAAGUCUCCCACGCAAAGGAGCUUGAGGAGCUUCAGAGAGGCUUUGCAGAGACCAAGGCCAAGCUUCAAUCCGAACUUGAAGCUUCCCAGGCUUCCAAGGCUGCUGAUGCGGAUGCCGAACACGGACGAGCGAUUGAAGAAUUGUUGCAACUCCAAGAUAUGAAGAUCACUUCUCUCCGGGCAGAAUUUGAGGAGUCGCAAAAGGCCAAGAUCGAGGAACUCGAGAAGUCCCACGAGAUUGUGCUCGCCAAUGUUCGUGAGCAACUCGAAAAAUCCAACGCUGCUGCUCAGGAUACCUCUAUGAUCGACAGCUUGAAGGUGACUAUUGCUGAACUCGAGGCACAGCUCGCCAAUGCGGCCGAGGCCCAGGCUGCUAUGCAAGAAUCCGCUGAGGGCGUUUCUCGAGCCCUCCAGGAGAAGCACGCCGUGGAGCUCUCUGGCGUUCAAGCAGAGCAUGCUGCGCUGUCCAGCAAGCACCGUGACACCCUUGCCCAGCUGGAGGACCUUCAGCGAUCUGCCCAAAACGCCGCCAGCGGCAGCCAGUCUCAGUUGGAGGCCCUUCAGAAGGAACUCGGCCUGGCGCAGCAGGAGAUUGCAUCUCUGAAGGAAAAGCAUACGGCGACCUGCCAAGAGCUGGAGGAACUGCUUGUGCACAAGAAGUCGAUGGAGGAGAAGAUUGCCAGUGGCCAGCAAGAUCUGAAUGAUCAGAUUGACAAGAACAUGCAACUUCUCAACCAACUCGGGGACGUGGAGAGCGACAUCUACGCGAGCCGCAAGCAAAUCCGGGAGCUUGAGGCCGAACUGGCCGCUCUCAAGGCGAACACCGGUAAGAGUACUCCAAGCGGACUGAAUGCGAGCCGAUGGGCGCCUGUGGAUGAGAGCAAUGAGACAGAUGUAGGAGGAGUUCCAGCCGCAGUGGAAGGUGAGGACCUUGGUCCAUCCAUUGAGGGAACGGUGGGACCUCCCCGUUUACAAUCUUUCUCCUCAGAGUUGCCUGAUUUUCAUCCAUUUACCUGA
Molecule: messenger RNA, 3645 nt
Organism: Penicillium oxalicum
Lineage: Eukaryota; Fungi; Ascomycota; Eurotiomycetes; Eurotiales; Aspergillaceae
Product: M protein repeat protein
Exons: 1
Coding region: 1-3645 (1214 amino acids)
Biological process (GO): Golgi vesicle transport
Cellular component (GO): Golgi apparatus
Molecular function (GO): small GTPase binding
Source: RefSeq, a predicted model, not a curated record